Messenger RNA from Schizosaccharomyces cryophilus OY26, 1368 nucleotides. Its product is annotated as transcription factor TFIIA complex large subunit. The transcript is spliced from 3 exons. Gene Ontology annotation, cellular component: transcription factor TFIIA complex. The record is from RefSeq and is a predicted model, not a curated record. Gene Ontology annotation, biological process: transcription by RNA polymerase II; transcription initiation at RNA polymerase II promoter. Lineage: Eukaryota; Fungi; Ascomycota; Schizosaccharomycetes; Schizosaccharomycetales; Schizosaccharomycetaceae. Bases 48 to 1163 code for a protein of 371 amino acids.
CAUCUACGAAGUAUCCUUUUACAAAUAAGGUAUCCGACUUCACCACCAUGUCUAAUUCUAUAGUGGGUGAAGUUUAUCAGCAUGUCAUUCUUGAUGUAAUUGCAAAUUCAAGAACAGAUUUUGAGGAAAAUGGUGUCGAUGAAGCCACGCUUCAGGAAUUGCAAAAUUUAUGGCAAGGAAAACUAGUAGCCACGAAUGUCGCUACUUUUCCAUGGGCUCAAGCCCCCGUUGGAGCAUUUCCUAUUGGUCAACUAUUUGACCCUGUCAGCGGAUUACGGACUGAUUCUUUGGACGUUGCUGCUGCUGCUGCCGGCGCAACAAACUCACCUAUUUUAAAUAAUAUAGCAGCUAUACGGGCGGUUCAGCAAAUGGAUUCUUUAGCUCAGCAACACGGUGGUUCUGGUUUUUACCCUUCUCCUACUUCGUCAAGUCUAAAUCAAACAAAUCAACCAGAUACUUCCGCUGAAGGGUCAUCGCUUUCUGAUCUUCCGAAUAAUAUGAGUGCUCCAUUUACCUCUUUUAACAAAAGUACCUCUUUACAAUUACCAUCCAAUCCAAAUCCCGAAAGCUCUCCUAAUUUGUCCGCGAGUGUUGUUUCGCCUCCUUCUGAUAGAGGGAUUCCUUUAGAUUCAAAUUCAUCUAAUAAUAACGCCUUUGGCGGGCUUUUAUUGCCUAACCAAAACGCGGUAAAAAACGAACCGACUGAGGCGUCACAGUUGCAGCAAGCUUCAGAAAGCCGUGAAAAUAAAGAUAUACCACAGUCGGACGGUACCAUAUUAGAGGACGAUGUGGAGUCAACAGUAUCCAAAAAGGACAAGUAUGGGUUGGCUCAUUUCGCAGAUGAAAGGAUUAGGGAGAUGCUUGCAAAUAAUCGGGUAUUACAGAUAGAUGGUACUUUUGAUGAUAAUGAAGAUGAUAAAAAACCAAGCCCUGGCACUCCUUCCGAUGAAGCCAUUAAUUCUGACCUUGAUGAUCCUGAUUCAGAGGAAGCUCCAGAAGCAGAAGAAGGAUCUGACAUAGGGCAAGCAAUAGUACUUUGUUUAUAUGAUAAGGUGAAUCAUCACAAAAACAAAUGGAAAUGCGUUUUUCGCGACGGUAUUGUCGGCGUGAAUGGAAAAGACUACUUAUUUUUUAAAGCUAAUGGAGAGUUUGAGUGGAUUUAAGCAUUUUUCGUUAGUCCUUAAACUAUGAUAUAUUUCUUGUUCGUGAUGCUUGUUUGAUUUUUGAAGUUGUCUAGCGUACUGUAUAUGAAAUUUGUGUCUAUGAAUUGCCUCAUAUUGCAUUUUAAAGGGUUUAUAAUAGAUGAGUUUUUUGUCAAUUAGAAGUUUAUAUAGGUUAAAUAUUAUCUUUGCAAAUUGAGAACUAGGC